Stegastes partitus (bicolor damselfish) is the source of this 4474-nucleotide messenger RNA. Its product is annotated as neurabin-1-like. Gene Ontology annotation, biological process: calcium-mediated signaling; actin filament organization; neuron projection development. The record is from RefSeq and is a predicted model, not a curated record. The transcript has 18 exons. Gene Ontology annotation, cellular component: cytoplasm; dendrite; actin cytoskeleton. Bases 1 to 4047 code for a protein of 1348 amino acids. Gene Ontology annotation, molecular function: actin filament binding. NCBI's taxonomy places the organism in Eukaryota, Metazoa, Chordata, Actinopteri, Pomacentridae.
AUGAUGCGGACAGACAGCAAAGGCCGAAGUGCCUCCCCUCACCGGAUAACUUACAAAACUGAUUUCCAUGCGAUCAAAUGCUCAUUUGACACUGGGACCAGCCUACAACCAGGGACCAAAGCUGCUGCUGCUGCCGCCAAACGCUCCGCUUCACAUUCAGACACUCUGCCACCCAGCCUGUCGGAUCCCACAAUGUCCCACACCGCCACCAGCAGAGGUAGGAUCCCCGGCACCAGGGGAACCAAGAUCAGAGAUAACAUUUUCCUUCAAAUGGACAGCCAGCAGUUGAGACAAGAUGGCGGUCCAGUGCUGAGCCCUGGCUCCACACCUGUCUUCUCUCCUCAAAAUCCUAGCCUGCAGCUCCAGACUUCACCUUUCUCUGGAUCCAGACGUUCAGUCCUAAGUUCCUCCUCCGUUUUUAGCACUGCAACCAGUAUAUCUACCCCAGAAUCAUCUCUGCAUGACAAACCAUCCAGAGGAGAGGAAAUAGCAGAUAUCGACAGAGCUGCCCUGGCUCAGAAGUUCUCUGUAGCCAGGAGGUUGUUUGAGACCAAGAUGAAGGAGGGUGGAAGUGGUGGAGGACAGAUUUCAAAACCUGUGACUGGCAGGGAAAGCAAGGGGAUAGAUGAGAAAGGAGACGUCAACCAGGUGGAAAAUGAGGAGGAGGAGGCGGCAAGUAGGACAAGGAAGCACACGGAGGAGGACGGCUUGGAUAAAGACAAAUCCAUAAACCACAUCAUAAAUAUUUCAUCGCUGAAGCCUCCUGCGCCGGUGUCACUGACAAGGCACCUUAAAUCUCCUGUAUCGGAUGGCCCCGGUGAAGCAUCCAACAAAUCUCCCGCCUAUCUUGGCAAACAUGAUCAAACCACAGUGUCACAAAUGGAGGAAGCAAGGGCAGAAAGCGUUGCACUUGACCCCUGCUUGACCCCCGAGGAGACACUGAGGGCAGAACUGGUGGACAUAAAGAAUGAGUCGUCAGAAAGCGACGAGAGUGAAGAAGAGAAACAGUGGAAAUACAGCAAAAACUGGCUUGAGGGUGAGAUUGAAACAAACAAAGCUGCAGGAGAAGGCGUGGAGGCCUUAGUGGAUGAUGUUUUUGAGGAGCCCAGCAUGGAAAACGGAGAGGAGAGGCCGGUCGUUUCCUCAGAGGAACAACAGAAGGAGUUGUCGGCGCAGUGGGGAAGAGUCGCUGAGGAUGGCGAAGAAGGCAGAAGAGACAAGUAUCGGCAGGUGAAUGAACAAUGGGAGGGUGAAAGGGAGGAGCAGAACACAGAGUUCACUGCACGGGCUGAGAAGAAGUCAACAGAGCAAAGAGAAAACAGGGAGAAAAAGGCAAAGUCCCAAGUGGAUGAAAGUGCUGCAGGGAAAGAGAGGCUCACAAUGCAAGAGGAGGACAAAGAAGGUGACGGGAAGAGGAGAGGUGAAGGUGGCGAGGAGGAAUGCACAGAGAAGGGAAGAAGUGAAGAGAAAAGUGGGUCAGAAGGAGGUUCAACACCUGAGCUGGUUGUUGAGGAGGUCAAGCGUGUGGUGAGCAGUGGAGAUAGUGAUGGAAAAGUUGGUGUAGAUGGAGGCAAAGAGGACCAAACAGGGGUAUCCUGUGGGAUUGAGAACGAGGCUUUUGUGUAUGAUCAGGAAUCCCAGUCUCAUCCUGAGCUUUCAGCAUCACCAAGACCCGACUUGGAAGACCCUCCGCGUGCACAAAAUGAACCCCUAUUGGAAUACGAGGAAAUUCCUGGUGUGCCUGAACUGACCGACCAGGAGAAGGAGGAUGCGUCACAAGCUGCAAAGAGGAAGGUCAGGUUCUCCUCUGCACCGAUCAAGGUGUACAGCACAUAUUCUAACGCCGACUACGACAGGCACAAUGAGGACAUUGACCCGGUGUCGGCCUCGGCUGAGUUUGAGCUGGAGAAGAGAGUGGACAGGAUGGACGUUAUUCCAGUGGAGAUAGAAAAGGGAGACGAUGGACUGGGCAUAAGUAUCAUAGGAAUGGGUGUCGGGGCUGACCAGGGACUGGAAAAACUGGGAAUCUUUGUCAAGACAAUCACUGAAGGAGGAGCAACACAGAAAGAUGGAAGGAUUCAGGUGAAUGACCAGAUUGUGGAGGUGGAUGGAGUGAGCUUGGUUGGAGUGUCCCAGCUGUUUGCUGCCACAGUCCUCAAGAACACAUCAGGCCUCGUCAAGUUUUUGAUUGGCCGAGAGAAGGAGGGAGUGGAAAGCGAGGUGGCUAGACUCAUCAAUGAAAGCCUGGAAAUGGAUAAAACAAAAACCAAAAAGCAAAGAGGAGGCAGCAGAGAAGAGGACAAUGAUAGUCAUGAUAGCAUGUCAGAAAAGUGCUCAGUGGUUGAGGAAGAAGAGGAGGAAGAAGAAGAGGAGGAGGCGGAUGAAGAGGAGGAUGUGUCUGUUCUCUCCAGCCUGGACAACUACCAGCUCUGCCUCAAAUACCAGCAGCUUCAGUCAAAACUACGAAGCCGAACAACCCAGCUUCAGCACGCCAGAGAAAAGUUAAAGGCAUGGGAGGAGCAGCGGGCCCACUGGGAGAGCCAGAGGGCUGAAUUGGAGCAGAGAGCGGAGGAUGAAGAGGAGAAGGCUGACAAACUGGAGAAGUAUUGGCAAGAGGCCCAGACACUGUGCAGAGUUGUGAGCCAGCGACUGGCCGAUGCCCAGAGCCAGUCAGAAUGCCUGGAGAUCAAAUACAGCAAGGCCAAGAGACUGGUCAGAGAAUACCAGAGCAGAGAGGAAGAGGGGGAGAAAAGAGAAGCGGAUUUAAGGAGAGAACUAGAGGAGCGAGAUAAGCAGCACAGAGACACUGUUGAAAGGCUGCAAAUCCAGAUGGCGCAGCAAGAGGGAAAAGAGGCUGUAACCGAGAGAAAGAAUCACUCUGUAGACUCUUCAGUCACAGGCUCAGACUGGUAUAUUCCAGUCCCCGAUACAGGACGCCUGGACUCCAGCGCUCACAUAGCCAGAGCCCAGCUCGCCCAGAAAUCCAAGCGCCACCCUCCUUCGCGCGACAAACUCCGAGAGAGCUUCAGAAAACAGGAUGAACUAGUCCAGAAACCACAGGAGAGCCUGUCGCUGUCUGCUCCCACGGCGGUGCAAGGCAGCAGAAGUGACCUGUCCAGUACGUCCUCUUUCUCAGCCUUCAGCCCGCAGCCUCCCACCAGCUCCGUCUUCACCCCUCCCAUCUACAUCAAUGACACCGUCACUCCCUCGCCGUGCAAAUCCUCAGCAUCCAGAAAAUCCAAAAGAAAAUUUCCUGACUUCAGUGGCCUUCGCAAGUCUCUCAACAAAAGGAGAAGCGAAAAACGCAGCAGAAGAUCUGUGAACAACAGGAGUUCAUAUGGAGACCUGGUGGAUGGGCCCACUGGAGUUUCUCCAUCAGGUUCUGUCACCUCCAUGCCUUCUUGCCUGCCCUUCCCCUGGUUCGGAGAGCGAGGCAGAGAAAAGGAAGAAGAGAUCAGCAGGGAGAGGCUUCGGUCCGUAUCCAGCAGCAGUUUACCGUAUCUGACAACUACAGGCAGAAGAGAUCAUAGUAUUGGUUCUCCAGUGGACAGCUCCAGCAUGGUGGGUCAUGUCUCUGAACACUCCCUCUCUGGACACUCUCCCAAUUUCACUUUUUCCUCCACUGAGACUUUGGACGAUGACCCAGUUCCCGCCAACAACAACAAUCAGUGGCAAAGUCGGCCCGUCUUGGAGUGGAACAACCAGCAGGUGAUUCUGUGGUUAAUCGCCAUGAACAUGGAUCAAUACGCGUCAGAGUUUGCUGCCAGAGGUGUGGAUGGGACGCAGCUGCUCAGCAUGGACAGCGAGAAACUCAAGGCCCUGGGUGUGUGCAGUCAAAGUGACCGGUCUGUCCUCAAAAAGAAGCUGAAGGAGAUGAAAAAGAGAGAGGAUAAAGAGCACAGGAGAGGAGAGAAGAGGCUCAAAGAGAAUUCAGUUUCAGACAAGGAGGGGGAAGGCAAAGAGAAGACGAGGACGAUGAGGGAGGAGAAGUCCGCAAAAGACACCCGACAGAGCGGCAAAACCGUAAGAACUGAGUCGCUUUUAUAAAGGAAAAGGACGGAGGUGCGGUCGGAGAUACACCACCAGCAUGAGGGUGUGUUUGCAGUCCACAUUACGGAAAUACACUUGAACCUUAUUUCUACUGAGCUAAUAGAAACAUCUAGAUCCACUGCGCACAUCCUCUGUUGUUUCGUAGAUAUCAUUUAACGCACAGAACUGCGGUUGGGAUGAAUUGAUCCUCACACCAGAGCAGAGGUCGACUCCAGCACCAAAGUUCACUCAGCAAUUUUAUCUCUCUUGUGUAUUUCAGUUGAAAAGUGUGUGUGAGAUUUAAAUGUCUUACAGUGAUGCUUUUUUUUAAACCAUAAAUUAUCCGUAGAAUGAUUUUAAUAUUUAACAAACGUGCUGAUUUAAGCACUCAGGCAUUCGCUGUAAAUGCUUUUUUUAUGUAUAAAUAAAUAACAUUUUAAACUUC